AUGAACACAGAUUCUGAAGAUUUUCUGGUUGAUUCUCUUCAUUUUCUUGCUCUAACAGGAUUACCCAUCCAUUUCCUUGGUUUUUAUUUCAUUCUUUGCAACACUCCAGUAACUAUGAAAUCUGUCAAAUUGCCAAUGUUAUAUUUACAUUUUUGGAAUGUUGUUUGGGAUGUUUAUUUGAGUAUUUUAUAUGUUCCAUUUGUUGUAUUUCCAUUUCCAGCUGGUUAUACUUUGGGACUAAUUUCUUCAGAUUUUCUUAAUUUCACACAACAAUCUUGUAUUGCUGUAACACUUUUAGUUAUGAUUGGAAGUGCGAAUGUUUUCUUUUUUGCAAAUCGAUAUAAUCGAAUUUGUAUGCUUGGAAAACCAAUGAAAAAAAGGAAAAAGUUUAUAUUAAUUGGUUUAAAUCUACUUUUCGCAAUUUGUUCUCCAAUUCCAAUUAAUUUUCUUCCCGUUGAUCAAAGUUAUGCGAAAAAGUUUAUUUUGAAAACAAUCCCUAGUUUUUCACGUGAAAUUUUAAAACGGGAUGAUUUUCGAGUUAUUUGUUUGCAUAAAGAAUAUCUUGUUAUAAGUUUGCUGAUUAUAAUUGCUGUAAUUGGUAUUCAACUCAUUCGAUUAAUCGUGAAAAUUAGUCUCGAACUUCAUUAUAGUCUUCAGGCUUCAAUAAAUUCAGCUUCAACGAGAACUUUUAAUAUACAAAAAGCGUUUUUCUACACGAUUUGUUUUCAAACAUCAAUUCCUGUUAUUGGUAUCUCAUUUCCUGUUUUUUAUAUGAUUUAUAGUUAUUUUACAUAUUAUUUUGAUCAGAGUUACAAUAAUUUUGCAAUAAUUGCUUUGAGUUUGUAUGGACAGAUUUCGACUAUGACCAUGAUUUUUGUACAUAAACCAUAUCGGAAGAAAUUUCUUGGAGCUUUCGAUCCACGUGAAUUUUUUACUCGAAAGACAAAAUCGAUUCCAGAAGUUAGAACAAAUAUAUCAACAGCAAGUAAUAUAAAAACAUUCACAUAA
Messenger RNA from Caenorhabditis angaria, 1008 nucleotides. The record is from the annotation of a GenBank genome assembly. Lineage: Eukaryota; Metazoa; Nematoda; Chromadorea; Rhabditida; Rhabditidae.